Sordaria macrospora k-hell is the source of this 672-nucleotide messenger RNA. RefSeq lists its product as uncharacterized. Lineage: Eukaryota; Fungi; Ascomycota; Sordariomycetes; Sordariales; Sordariaceae. The record is from RefSeq and is a predicted model, not a curated record.
AUGAGUAAGGUGCUUCUGGCCUAUGUGGUCGCCGAUGGCCUUUUCCUUUUGAUGGGCAUCUUCAUGAUCGCCUUCUCCGUCAUUGUUCAGAACAUCCAGUUUGAGGUCCCUACAGAAGGACAUCAAGCAGCAAGGAAUCUUUUGUACCAGAGGUUCCCUCUCACAGCUGGUAUUGUGAAUGCCGUCUUCAUCUUCGUCACUUUCCUCUUCACUAUCCCCGGUGUCAUCACCCCCGCGCGAGGAUGGCUCAAGAUGGGCGGCUGGAUGACCACCGUCUGCGGCAUCUUCAGUCUCAUCAUCGGUCUCUACCUCUGGAUCUUGACCCUCAAGACUAAGGAGGACUUUGCGCCUCUGUACUUCCGCCAGAGUUCCGAGAUCCAGCAGCUCAUGCAGUCAGCCUUCCAAUGCUGUGGCUACUUCAACAGCACCUCACCCGCCUUCAUCACCGACGACAUCUGCUCCAGCCCAGCUGCCGCCGCCCUCAUGCGCCCCUGUGCGACCCCCAUCACCUCCUUCGCCAACGUCCUGGUCGACAACAUCUUCACCGCCGUCUUCGGCAUGGUCGGUAUCGACGCCGUGCUCAUCAUGGCCACCGCUUGUCUGCUGAAGGAGCGCAAGGAGAGGGAGCGCUUCCGCCAUAUCGACGAGAAGAGUGGCAUGGUUGGGUUCUGA